AUGGCUCCGCUCUGCGCGCUGCUGUCCUGUCUGCUGUUCUGCACGCUCUGCUCCGCCGACAGCCAGACUCCAGAGCAUCUCUCUGGGAAGCUCAGUGAUUAUGGUGUGACUGUGCCCUGCAGCACAGAUUUUCGAGGACGCUUCCUCUCGCAUGUGGUGUCCAGCCCUGCAGCAGCCUCCACAGAGAGUGUGGGAGUGGACAGGUCACCUAUCGCACCAUCGCACUCCAGUCACCGGGUGGCUCGCAGCCCCCUGCAGCUGAAAGUGUCACCUGCCAGGCGGCAUUUCCUCUACUUCAAUGUCACUGUCUUUGGGAAAGAGCUGCACUUGCGACUGAGGCCUAACCGGAGGUUGGUGGUGCCCGGGGCCUCUGUGGAGUGGCAGGAGGAUUUUCAGAAGGUCUUCUGGCAGCCCUUGCAGCAGGAAUGUGUGUACACUGGAGGUGUCACGGGGAUGCCUGGUGCAGCUGUUGCCAUCAGCAACUGUGAUGGAUUGGCGGGCCUCAUCCGCACAGACAAAACUGACUACUUCAUUGAGCCUCUGGAGCGAGGGCAGCAGGAGAAGGAGGCCAGUGGGAGGACACAUGUGGUGUAUCGCCAGGAAGCCAUCCAGCAGGAAUGGGCAGAGCCUCACGAGGACCUUCACAAUGAAGCCUUUGGCCUGGGUGACCUUCCCAACCUGCUGGACCUGGUGGGGGAACAGCUUGUUGACACAGAGCGGAAGCGGCGACACGCCAAGCCUGGCAGCUACAGUAUCGAGGUGCUGCUGGCGGUGGACGACUCGGUGGUUCGCUUCCAUGGCAAGGAGCAUGUGCAGAACUACGUCCUCACCCUCAUGAACAUCGUGGAUGAAAUUUACCAUGACGAGUCCCUGGGGGUCCAUGUGAACAUCGCCCUUGUCCGCUUGAUCAUGGUCGGGUACCGACAGUCUCUGAGCCUCAUCGAGCAUGGGAACCCCGCUCGCAGCCUGGAACAGGUGUGUCGCUGGGCACAUUCCCAGCAGCGUCAGGACCCCAGCCAUUCUGAGCACCACGACCAUGUUGUCUUCCUCACCCGGCAGAACUUUGGGCCCUCAGGAUAUGCACCUGUCACUGGCAUGUGCCACCCCCUGAGAAGCUGUGCUCUCAACCACGAGGAUGGCUUCUCCUCAGCCUUUGUGGUGGCCCAUGAGACUGGCCAUGUGCUUGGCAUGGAGCAUGACGGGCAGGGGAAUGGCUGUGCAGAUGAGACUAGCCUGGGCAGUGUCAUGGCACCCCUGGUGCAGGCUGCCUUCCACCGUUUCCACUGGUCCCGCUGCAGCAAGCUGGAGCUCAGCCGCUACCUCCCAUCCUAUGACUGUCUCCUGGAUGACCCCUUUGAGCGCACCUGGCCCCAGCCCCCAGAGCUGCCCGGGAUUGACUACUCAAUGGAUGAGCAAUGCCGCUUCGACUUUGGCACUGGGUACCACACGUGCUUGGCAUUCAGGACCUUUGAGCCCUGCAAGCAGCUAUGGUGCAGCCACCCUGACAACCCAUACUUCUGCAAGACCAAGAAGGGGCCCCCGCUGGAUGGGACCGAGUGUGAACCAGGCAAGUGGUGCUUUAAAGGUCACUGCAUCUGGAAGUCGCCGGAACAGACUUAUGGCCAGGAUGGAGGCUGGAGCUCCUGGACCAAGUUUGGGUCAUGUUCUCGGUCCUGCGGGGGCGGAGUGCGAUCCCGCAGUCGAAGCUGUGACAAUCCCCCCCCAUCCUACGGAGGUCGCUCAUGCUCAGGGCCCAUGUUCGAGUACCAGAUCUGCAACAGCGAGGAGUGCCCUGGGCCUUAUGAGGACUUCCGGGCCCAGCAGUGUGCCAAGCGCAACUCCUACUACAUCCACCAGAACGCCAAGCACAGCUGGGUUCCUUAUGAGUCUGAGGAUGAUGCCCAGAAGUGUGAGCUGAUCUGCCAGUCAGCGGACACAGGAGGUGUGUUCAUGAACCAGGUGGUUCACGACGGGACACGCUGCAGCUACCGGGACCCAUACAGCGUCUGUGCCCGUGGCGAAUGUGUGCCCAUCGGCUGUGACAAGGAGGUGGGGUCCAUGAAGGCAGAUGACAAGUGUGGAGUCUGCGGUGGAGACAACUCCCACUGCAGGACUGUGAAGGGGACACUGGGAAAGGUCUCCAAGCAGUCAGCAGCUCUCAAACUCGUGCAGAUCCCAGCAGGUGCCAGGCACAUCCAGAUCGAGACACUGGAGAAGGCCCCCCACCGCAUUGCGGUAAAGAACCAGGUCACGGGCAGCUUCAUCCUCAACCCCAAGGGCAAGGAGGCCUCUAGCAGGACCUUCACUGCACUGGGCCUGGAGUGGGAGCACGUGCUGGAGGACACCAAGGAUAGCCUCAAGACCAGUGGGCCCCUGCCCGAAAGCAUCUCCCCUCAGGUGCUUCCCCCAGCUGAGGGUGGCCCCCGAGGCAGCCUAUCCUACAAGUACACCAUCCACGAGGACCUAUUGCCUCUCAUUGGGAGCAACAAUGUGCUCCUGGAGGAGACGGACACCUAUGAGUGGGCCCUCAAGAGCUGGGCCCCAUGCACCAAGACCUGCGGAGGAGGAAUCCAGUUCACUAAGUAUGGCUGCCGGCGCCGUCGGGAUCACCACAUGGUGCAAAGGCACCUGUGCGACCACAGGAAGCGGCCCAAGCCCAUCCGCCGGCCCUGCAACCAACACCUGUGCAACCAGCCCGCGUGGAUGACAGAGGAGUGGGGUGCCUGCAGCCGGAGUUGCGGGAAACUGGGGGUGCAGACCCGGGGAGUACAGUGCCUGCUGCCCCUCUCCAACGGCACCCACAAGGCCAUGCCGGCCAAAGCCUGCCUUGGUGACCGUCCAGAAGCCCGGAGGCCCUGUUUCCGUGUGCCCUGCCCAGCCCAGUGGCGGACAGGGGCCUGGUCCCAGUGCUCCACCACCUGUGGAGAAGGCAUCCAGCAGCGGCAGGUGGGAUGCCGGACCAAUGCCAACAGUCUUGGGCAGUGCGAGGGGGACAAGCCAGACACUGUGCAGGUCUGCAGCCUGCCAGCCUGUGGAGGAAAUCUCCAGAAUUCCACAGUCAAGGCUGAGGUCCUAGAACUUGUGACUCCAGAGGGGCAAUGGGAGCCCCAGUCUGGGUCCCUGCCCCCUACCAACAGGAUAUUAGCAACGGAGCCCUGCGUGGGGGACCGAUCUAUCUUCUGCCAGAUGGAAGUGCUCAGUCGCUACUGUGCCAUCCCCGGCUACCACCGGCUGUGCUGUGAGUCCUGUACCAAGGUCUCAAGCCCCGGUGUGAGCCUGAACCCCAGCCUGACCUCACCACCUCCCUUCUCCACUCCUGGGAGUCCCUUACUAGAAUCCAAGGCCACUCCAGGGACUGUGGGGCCUACCAGAGGGUCAGGAGGAUCCAAUGACUAUCAGCAAGGCCACCCCACACAGCAACCAAGACCACUGGACACAAGCUCCUUGGUGACCCAGAGGCAUUUUGACCCGGAGACUCUAAGCCCAAGGGCACUCAGGGGCACUUCUCCUGCCACCCCUGUGGGACCGCCUUGGGUCUGGACCCAGGCAGCUGUGCCAACCUCCAAGGAUCAAGGACAGCCCAGGGAGGACCCAAACCAUCCAGGCACCAGUCUUCCUGCCACCUCCUUGGUGACCUGA
Molecule: messenger RNA, 3639 nt
Organism: Castor canadensis (American beaver)
Lineage: Eukaryota; Metazoa; Chordata; Mammalia; Rodentia; Castoridae
Source: RefSeq, a predicted model, not a curated record